Messenger RNA from Kwoniella mangroviensis CBS 8507, 468 nucleotides. RefSeq lists its product as uncharacterized. The coding region runs from base 1 to 468 and encodes 155 amino acids. The record is from RefSeq and is a predicted model, not a curated record. The transcript is spliced from 2 exons. Lineage: Eukaryota; Fungi; Basidiomycota; Tremellomycetes; Tremellales; Cryptococcaceae.
AUGAGCUCCAAUGUGAACACUACCUCAAUCCGAACCACUACUCCCCCUACAUGUUUGACCAUAUCUCUCAACUUCCGUGCUCUAUCCCAAUCUUCAAAUUACAAUUUCGAUCACGACCACGCACUCAACCCACCAGCCAGCGGAUAUACAGGAGAAGCUUACUCGGCAAUCAGCGAUCUCACUUGUGCCUCUGAUGCUAAAGUAGUAGAUUGGCUAAGAUCUCCCGGCUGGGAUUGGGAAAUCGCUCUGGAUCCUAUUGAUAUUCCUAAAGGACCGGAUCGAUGGCUUGAUAGUAUCCCUCAAAGAAGUCUUCAGUCUCAUGGAUCUACCACAGGCAAUUAUGAAGAUGACGAUGGGUUGUCAUACGUGGAGGUAUCGAGCGAUGAAGGAGAUGGCUCCAGGGAUGAUUACACCGGAGUUUUCUAUGGACCAGGAGAUCCAGCAAGUGCUGCUAUACUCGAUAUGUAG